GGCGCGAAUCUCGAAAGGUCGGUAGGGGUGUGCGUGGGAUCGACGCCAGCAGCUGAGCACAUCCAUACAUACCAUACACUUUUGUGGCUUACGGGUCUCUCAUGGUUACUUCAACUAUUAAUGGACGUGUGCCGCCUAAGGCUCUCUCAACGUUGUCCGAUGGGAAGCGGCCAAUCCUCUUUCGGGUACUACUUGAGGUAGCAUUGCAUUGCUGCGAGUUCUCGUAUUUUUUUUCUUCCCUUGCAGGGGCCCUGCAGCUGCCGGUCUUGGGCGGCUCACUAUCCUGUCUUACGGAACACAUAUCGCGAUACUCAUUUCCAUGCCAGGGACCCGAGCCAUGGCAGGUGUCAUGGCAAAGGGGCUACGGUGUAGGCCUGAAAGGAGGUGGCUCUUAUCACUUUUGCUAUAUGGAGCUCAAGUUCAACCAUUCUUCUUUCUUUCUUUUCUUCUUUCCUUCCUGUCUUUUCCCCGUUCAAACGUCUGUCUAUAGAGACCGUUGGUAGUGUAUUACUUUGGGCAACUUAUUUAUUAAUAUUUAAUAUCUGAUUCCGGACGGCUCUGUCUGGUACGAUGCGUUGGCGCCGUUCGUCAUGGGGGGUUAUACUGUCGUUGAGCACCCUCGCGAUGGCGGACCCGACUUGGCCAUCCCCGAAUGACGAACUCGAGGAGAUUAUGUACCAAGUCGAAGGAUAUAGGGCUAGGCAAUUUGGUGGAACUGUUAUUCCAUGUUCCAGCGAAGCAUCCGGCCCCGGUCGACACAACGCUGCAGAAUGGCUACGCGCAGCCUUUCACGACAUGGCAACAACCACGAAUUUGGGUGGUGUACGACGUGGUGGAUUAGACGCCUCAUUGCAGUAUGAGUUGACCAGUUCGGAUAAUCUUGGCCCAGCCUUCAACACGACCCUCAAGUUCAUGGCCGAAUACUACACGAGUCGGUCGAGCAUGGCGGAUCUACUUGCCCUGGGCGUAUACUACGCUGUCAGGUCUUGCGGUGGCCCCGUGGUACCUAUCACGGGCGGGAGAGUCGACGCUGUGGCAGCCGGCCCAAUAGGAGUCCCGCUACCACAAAACACUGCCUUUACCUUCGAGCAGCAGUUCACGCGAAUGGGAUUCAGCAGGACGGAGAUGAUUCAAGUCACCGCCUGCGGCCAUUCUAUUGGUGGCGUUCAUGAGAACGAAUUCCCCGAGAUUGUCCCCGUUGGGUCGACGGCGAACGGCGAAGCGCCUCUGGACUCGACAGUUGCGAUCUUCGACAACAAGGUCGUUACGGAAUAUAUCGCCGGAAACACAACCAAUCCCUUGGUGGUUGGGCCCUCGGUCAGGGCCACGAGGAACGCCGAUUUCAAAGUCUUUAACUACGAUGCCAACGUGACGGUUAGGGCGAUGGCCGAUGCGACCGAGUUCAAUAACGUGUGCGCAGUCGUUCUCAAAAAGAUGAUCGAUACGGUGCCUGCUGGCGUAAUCCUAUCGGACCCUAUAGAGCCUUAUUUUGUCAAGCCCGUUAAUAUGCAGUUGACGUUGAACUCUGGAGCCGCGACGAUGCAGUUGACUGGGUUGAUACGCGUACGAACUACUAACCUGGGUGGGGAUUCGGUCUCUGGCCUCACACUGGAAUACAAGGAUCGAAGUGGAGGCAACAAUUGCGGUAGCACGAACUGCAAGUAUUCGGCCUCUCUCCUGGGUGCCACGCAGGGUUUCGACGACCAGUUUGUCUGGUUCCCUAUUGACGCUGUUAUCUCAACGUCGACGGGUAUUUCAUCUUUUGCAGUGACUCUGCAUAUGGCGAGCGGGGCGGACCAGACGUUCGAUAAUAAUGGCAAUUCCUAUCCUAUACAGGACGCCAUCUUGAUCCAGAAACCGCAGAGUUGCCUUUUCUCAGGCACAUCGACCGUAACGGCAGCUGUACGCAACGACCGCAAAUCACUACCUGUGAGCAUGUUCAUCUCGUAUAAAACACCAACCGGAAACCCAAACCUCCCAGUGCCCAGGCUCAAUAACGAUACCGUUCUCAUGACCGAGGGAACCUGCGUGGGCUCGUACACCUUCUACACGGCGACUUACGCUGGCCUGGGCGAGCUUGCGUACGCGUCCAGGAUCGGGGUGACUAGCGGGAGCGGUUCUUCAGCCUUGAGCGACGACUUCAAUGCUGCGAGCGAAUUAGCAGGGACCUGCCGGAGUUUUCAAGAUCCCCCGUCGUCCCUGUGCACGACGGGGCAAGCAUCGACGCCCCCUGGGUCGUCGACUACUUCGUCAGUGGGCGUCACGUCGUCUUCAACUCUUUCCGUCGACACGACCUCAUCCGCCACUAUAAGUAGCACAAGCACCUCACCCACCGGGCCAACCGAGACGUUAUAUCACAGAGAGACUCUUGGUGGCUACACGCUCUUGGGGUGCAGAACGGAAUCCACCGUGCAAGGGGUUCGAGCUCUCGGGGGUGCCGCAUUCGCAUACGACUCCAUGACGCUGGAGGCCUGUAUGAAUAACUGCACCGGGUACAUAUACUGGGGCACAGAGUACGGCCGAGAAUGCUAUUGCGGAGAUUCGCUCCACCAGACAAGCGAAGACGCGCCCCUGGCCGACUGCAACAUGGUCUGCGGGGGAGAUGCGACACAGUACUGCGGAGCAGGUGACAGACUAGAGCUGUACAGCACCACGGCAAGCCAACCGGCGCCGACCGCCACGCUGGCCCCUAAGCCGACCAUUCCGCCGUACGUCCGAGUGGGUUGCUAUACCGAAAUACCGGGCGGCCGCGCAUUGACAGGGUCGUCCUACGCUGAUGAUGCCAUGACGCUGGAAAAAUGCGCGGCUCACUGCGCCGGCUUCACGUACUGGGCGGCAGAGUACGGCCGCGAGUGCUACUGCGGCGAUACGUUAGACCCCCUCAGCGAGCCGGCGCCGGAAGCGGAUUGCCAGACGAUGGUGUGCGCGGGAGAUCGGUAUGAAUACUGCGGCGCCGGGCAUAGGCUGGAGCUGUACCGACUAGCGACGGCGACGUCGAUUCCGAGAGUGUAGCGUUAGCCACCGCCCUGUUGUCGCGGCGUCAUCUCGUAGCUAAAGGAGGCGCACAGGAGGGAAUCUGGUCAUCAUGCCUACCCAACAACUUCUUCUUGACUUAGUCAUGCGCACGUGCCUACCUAACUUCUGCUUGACUGUCUAGCAGGUACCCAAGGUAUACACAUCUGCCUACCAGCAGUGCUGUAGGUGUACCGUGUAUGCGCUGCGGUGUAUGUGUGCAUGUAUCAGGUGGUGGAUGGAUGAUGUGCCCGCCUAGGUAGGUAGGCAACUUGCUAGGAAUUGCACUUUAUGGAUAUACCUAGGUAUAUAAGGGAGUUGUUGUGUUAGAGGGGUUAUUUGUAGUCUGCGUUGAAUAUGUUAGGUACCUUGGGUACCUGAGGUAUUUCUAGCAACCUAUCUACCUGUGCCUACCUCCUAGGUAGCAUCGCAGCACCUGGCACCAGCUGGUAGCAAGUAGGGGGAAUUAACGGGUACCUUAGGUAGGUCGUCAGGUACGGCAACCUCCACAGACAGACGUGGGCGUACACAGGUACCUACGAAGUACCCCCUACGCGCGUGAGCCGCGUAAAUUGUGUGCGUGGAAAC
Molecule: messenger RNA, 3600 nt
Organism: Durotheca rogersii
Lineage: Eukaryota; Fungi; Ascomycota; Sordariomycetes; Xylariales; Xylariaceae
Product: heme peroxidase
Exons: 4
Coding region: 571-3012 (813 amino acids)
Biological process (GO): response to oxidative stress
Molecular function (GO): heme binding; peroxidase activity
Source: RefSeq, a predicted model, not a curated record